CAUCGCCUCAACUCAACCCUUGGUUUCAUCGGCAAUAAAACCAUUAAUGAAAUUUGUUGUUUUCUGCAAUUCAUAAGUAGUCAUCAUCUCAUCAACCGAUCAUCAAAUAUAUUUAUUUAGAAAUUGUCUAAACGAUCACUUUUACUUGUUUCAGUUCCAUUAUUAUGGCUUCGAUCAUCAUCGGACCUUCUUCUUCUUCUUCUUCUCAAAUUUCACUAUUUUCGCGACUAAACUUAUCUCCGAUUAGGGUUUCAAUCAGAAAUCAACCACUUGUCAUUAAAGCAUCAUCAUCAUCAUCAAGCUUGAAAUCUACGCAGUUCUCAAAUGCUAAUCAAAUAUCCCCUGUUCUUCUUCACUUCCUGCCAAUUUCUACGAAAAUGGUCGAUUCGAUUCAGAUGUUAAGGCACCGUGGUUUUCCGGUAGCAAAGGCCGCCGCCGCCGCCGGUGAUGCAGACGGAUUGUCUUUGCCUGAGCCGUCGUCUAAGAGCUUUUCUGAGAGAUUCCCAGCUUUGGUUACAGGUUCAUUUUUCUUCAUAUGGUAUUUCCUGAAUGUGAUAUUCAAUAUACUGAAUAAAAAGGUGUAUAACUAUUUCCCAUAUCCAUAUUUUGUAUCGGUUGUGCACCUCUUAGUUGGUGUAGUUUACUGCUUAGUCAGUUGGUCUGUCGGGCUCCCCAAAAGAGCACCAAUUAAUAAGGAACUUUUGGGACUCCUUACACCUGUGGCUUUCUGUCAUGCUCUUGGACAUGUUAUGUCUAAUGUCUCUUUUGCUGCUGUUGCUGUUUCUUUCACGCAUACCAUCAAAGCACUUGAACCGUUCUUCAAUGCUUCUGCUUCUCAAUUUCUUAUGGGCCAUCAGAUUCCCUUGCCCUUAUGGCUGUCGUUAGCUCCUGUCGUUAUUGGUGUUUCAAUGGCUUCUUUGACUGAGCUUUCAUUUAACUGGACUGGAUUCAUAAGUGCAAUGAUUUCAAAUGCUGCAUUUACAUAUAGGAGUCUUUAUUCUAAGAAAGCAAUGACGGGAAUGGACAGCACAAAUGUUUAUGCUUACAUCUCAAUAAUAGCACUCGUAUUUUGCCUCCCGCCUGCAAUUUUCAUUGAGGGGCCUCGAUUGAUGCAAUACGGGUUUGCUGACGCGAUUGCCAAAGUCGGACUGAUUAAAUUCUUGUCCGAUCUUUUCUGGAUCGGCAUGUUUUAUCAUCUAUACAAUCAGGUUGCUACAAACACAUUGGAGAGAGUCGCCCCUCUGACACAUGCAGUUGGGAAUGUCUUAAAACGUGUUUUUGUCAUCGGGUUUUCAAUCGUAGUAUUUGGCAAUAAGAUCUCGUCGCAAACUGGGAUUGGGACUGCGAUAGCCAUUGCAGGUGUGGCGAUCUAUUCUUUAAUAAAAGCAAACUUGGAAGAAGAAAAACGGAAAGCUGCUAAAUCUCUUCCUGCAAAAGAGUAGAUUAUCGACAGACAUUUACAAAACUUAGGUUGAAUGUCAGGAAGUUGAUGAUGGAGUUUCUCAGAGAAAUAGAAAGAUUGAUGAACUUCAAAACUCCUGUGAUUCAGUUUCCAUAAAUAAGUACUUCAUGAACUGCAAUCUGUUGCAAGACAUCAUACUUCACUUUAACACUGUUAAAAUUCUCGUAAUGUAAUAAAAAUUGUCAUUAUCAUCGC
This is a messenger RNA of Impatiens glandulifera, 1657 nucleotides long. Its product is annotated as triose phosphate/phosphate translocator, chloroplastic-like. Gene Ontology annotation, biological process: transmembrane transport. Gene Ontology annotation, molecular function: antiporter activity. Lineage: Eukaryota; Viridiplantae; Streptophyta; Magnoliopsida; Ericales; Balsaminaceae. Gene Ontology annotation, cellular component: Golgi apparatus; membrane. The transcript has 12 exons. Bases 165 to 1442 code for a protein of 425 amino acids. The record is from RefSeq and is a predicted model, not a curated record.